Messenger RNA from Ochlerotatus camptorhynchus, 2301 nucleotides. RefSeq names its product Tyramine beta hydroxylase (gene Tbh). Gene Ontology annotation, cellular component: secretory granule membrane. Bases 296 to 2182 code for a protein of 628 amino acids. The transcript is spliced from 4 exons. The record is from RefSeq and is a predicted model, not a curated record. Gene Ontology annotation, biological process: norepinephrine biosynthetic process; dopamine catabolic process; octopamine biosynthetic process. NCBI's taxonomy places the organism in Eukaryota, Metazoa, Arthropoda, Insecta, Diptera, Culicidae. Gene Ontology annotation, molecular function: dopamine beta-monooxygenase activity; copper ion binding.
CGUAGAACCGAGCGGAACGUGUCUCCUGUAUAGGACCAUCCCGAAGUCGAGCGAGCGGAAGAAAGUCACCCAUGUGUUGUUGCAGUUGCACUUGUUCGAUGAGCCCGCGAGCGUGGCAAGCCGGUUAAAGAAAAAAAGCAAACGUGCGCGCGAAAAACUUGUGUCAAGUCGAGUGUAGGGCGAGAAACCCUUACGCGAACGUGACGUGGGACAGGUUGCAGAGAAAAAAAUAAAAAAGUCCCGAAGAAAAAUUCAUAAUUCAUGAAUUAAUUAGAAAAAAGUUCUUCUGGUGAACAUGACUUCCAUCAAGUGGCAACUGCAGUGGCAUCCCCGGCAGAUAGUGCUUGUUGGAGCGGUCCUCUUCAUCGUCAGUGUCACCCACCACCACGAUGUAUCAUGUUUCAACAUCUCCUCGAACCAGAUCCACACGCUCAAUCUGGACCACCACAAACUCAAGCUAACAUGGAUGAUGGAUUGGUACAAGAAGGAAGUCCUGUUUCACGUGCAGAACACCUUCCUCCACGGGCGGUAUAAAUUCUUCGCCAUCGGAUUCUCGCCACGAGGCGAACUGAAGCGAACCGACCUGUGUAUAUUCUCGUCGGCCGGAGGCGGUGCCUUCAAACAAGUCUUCGAUACAUACACCUCGCGGGACUUCAAUCGAAUCUACGUGGACAGCGAGCAGAACUGCGACGUCAUGAGGAUCGAUGAUAACUCGGUGGCAUUUCGGAGGAAGUUCGACAGCUGCGAUCCACAGGAUGUGAGCAUCCACGGCGGGACGAUGUACGUAGUUUGGCUACGGGGGAAGAAGGAGUUGGAUUUCGGCAAGAAUUGGACCGUGAUGCCGGUCAUUGGGAAGGCGGAUCGGGGCGUGUUAUCGGUGCAGAUCUUGCGAGCGGAUUCUAUUACGAUUCCAGAGAAGAAGUCAACGGUGAGAAAGGUGGAGAUUGCCCUGGAUAAGGCCGAGAUUCCGACUGCUGAAACAACGUAUUGGUGUAAGGUUCAGCGAUUGGGGGAUUGGUUAACCGGAAAAAAGCAUCAUAUAGUGCAGUUUGAGCCGAUCAUAACCAAUGAAAAUGUUGUUCAUCACAUGGAGGUGUUCCAAUGUGUAACGGAUUCGAGUGUGGAUAUUCCGUUGUACGAAGGUAGUUGCUCCGAUAUGCCGGCGGAAGCUAAGAUUUGUAAUAAGGUGAUGGCCCUAUGGGCGAUGGGAGCUGGUCCAUUUACGUAUCCCCAUGAAACGGGUCUGCCGAUUGGGGGGAAGGACUUCAAUCCGUACAUACGGCUGGAGGUACACUUUAACAAUCCGGAGCUGAAGAAGAGCAUCGUGGACAGUUCGGGGAUGCGGAUCAACGUUGUGUCCAAAUUGAGGAAAUACGACGCUGCGAUCAUGGAACUUGGACUGGAGUACACGGACAAAAUGGCCAUUCCACCGGGACAGGUGGCUUUCCCGCUGACGGGCUACUGCAUUGCGGAGUGCACCAAGGUGGCACUGCCAUCUGGGGGUAUAACGAUUUUUGGGUCCCAGCUUCAUACCCACUUGAGGGGAGUCCGUGUCCUAACCAGGCAUUUCCGGAAGGGAGUGGAACUAAAGGAGGUAAAUCGAGACGACUUUUACUCUCAUCACUAUCAGGAAAUCAGACAACUGAGGUACCGACCGAAGGUUCUGCCGGGAGACGCUCUAAUGACCACCUGCUACUACGACACCCGUGGGUACGAGACGGCCACACUAGGUGGAUUUUCCAUUAGUGAUGAAAUGUGCGUGAACUACAUCCACUACUAUCCGGCAACGCAACUGGAGCUGUGUAAGAGCGCGAUCUCGGAGAAGUCGCUGUACAACUACUUCAAAUACAUGGCAGAAGUCGAAAAACAAUCUCCGGUCAUCCCGGGCGGGGGCCGCUCCGACAACUACCACUCGGUUCACUGGACCAAAACCCGGGCGGAUCAGCUGUUCGAGUACUACCUGGAAGAACCGCUGAGCAUGCAGUGCAACCGGUCCGAUGGCUUCCGCUUCGAAGGUUUCGACUGGGAAGGAGCCCCGAUCACAGAAUUCACUCCACCCCGGAGCACCCUCCGCGGCAACUGCCAGAUUCCUCCCGAGCUGCACUGGUUCAAACCGCUGGAGGUGGGCCACUGCGACGCCUUCGGAGAAUGCAUUUAUGAAGACGAGAAAAUCAAAGAAUAGACUAAAUCUGUUACCAAUAAAAUGUGAACUAAAGUAGGUUUAAGUUGAGAGAACAAGUUUCCUGCACAAAAUAGCUUUCACAACUAGAGACACAAUAAAUUUGUACAAAUAAAUCUAAA